AUGGAUACACAGGCUACGGCUACCGUUGCCCUAGAUGCUUCACAAGAGGCUAUCACUCAACAGGAAGCCAAAAGAGACGAGGGUACAAUGGGACUGCCGACAAGAGUGCAAGCCUCCAAUCUUGACACCAUAAAACCCAUGUUCAAUACCAUGUCGAAGCUUUCGAAUGAGGAAGGACAACAAGCAAGGCCCGAGAGCUCAGGCCAUCACAAGGACCAGCGUGCACAAAGUGGAGGCUUUUCAGAAGGGCGAAGAAAAACGAGUAUCGAGCCCCACGAAGCCAUCAGACGAGGCCUAUCUUUUGGGCCAUUGCGAAAGAACGGGAGGAGGCACAACUCGACCACCGGUAUCCUCAAGACGAGUUCGAAGUCUCCAUCUUCUCGGUUGAGUCAGAGUCAGAGACGCUUGUCACCCAGCAGCGACGUGUUAUCCUCUGCUGAAGUGGGGCGAUUGAAGAAGGAUUACUAUCUGGACGACCCCGAUAGAGAAGCUGCAAUCGAGAGUAGUGAUGAUGACCCACUGGCUUGGAGCUCUGGAGAUGAGGCUUCAGGCUCGGCAAAGCCCAGAGGCAGGAAGAGGGAUAUCAAGGACAGCGAACGGACAGCGCCGGGAAGCCCACUUCCAGCAUCAGAUGGAGAGCGACCAACUGUGACUGUCACGGGUCCCGAAGGCGAAAAGCCAGUGUCAACAUCCAAGAGAUUUAUCGUGCGUCCUAAUACCAACUACGAUCGGAACGUCAGUCGAGGUCCAAGCCCUAGCACAUCGGACUCGGAAGAGCUCAACGACAUUCGCCGGGCUCAGAAAUUGAACAUCAACUCCUCUCCUAUCGAUAGUUCGGUCCCUCAUCGAGUCAUUCAGACGAUCAUCAGAGGUGAUUUUGCACAGAUGCAGAGAGAAGCUGAAGAAGGGACAAGGCGACUGCGCACCUACCUUGUAGCUACGGAUUUGAGCAGUGAAGCUGCCUACGCUUUGGAGUGGACGAUCGGGACAGUCUUGCGUGAUGGCGACACGCUUCUUGCAGUGUACGCCGUUGAUGAGGAGGUCGGCACUGGUAAAACGGGAGACAGUCUCCCUAUUGGUGAGGGCGCUAAAGCAAUGCAAGAAACUACAGCAGUGAUGGAGAAGAUGACUGUGGCGUCUCAAAAGGGGCCUCUAAUCUUAUCCAAGGCGACUCUCCGUCCGGGGUCACGAAAGUCUAGUGCAGUGGUAUCGAUAGAUUCAAGAUCCAGAUCCAAAUCCAACGCCGACCAAGAACGAGCGCAUGCUAUUGAAACGCUGUCAGAGACCUGUCUCAGGUUUUUGAGAAAGACGAAGCUGCAGGUUAGGGUCGCCAUCGAAGUCAUUCACUGCAAGAGUCCGAAGUACAUGGUCACUGAAGCUAUUGAUGGGCUCAGGCCCACGCUUGUCAUCAUUGGUUCUCGUGGACGCAGUGCUCUUAAGGGCGUCCUUCUCGGCUCCUUUUCAAACUACCUCGUUACGAAAUCGUCAGCUCCAGUCAUGGUAGCCCGAAAGAAGCUUUCUGGUCGUAAAACCAAGAAUUUGCCUCCCAACGUUCGCCUCGCGAACAACUUGACGCCCUUUAGAAGGCUAGCUGAAGCGAAAAUCGAUUGA
Letharia columbiana is the source of this 1611-nucleotide messenger RNA. RefSeq lists its product as uncharacterized. The record is from RefSeq and is a predicted model, not a curated record. Bases 1 to 1611 code for a protein of 536 amino acids. Lineage: Eukaryota; Fungi; Ascomycota; Lecanoromycetes; Lecanorales; Parmeliaceae. The transcript is spliced from 3 exons.